Messenger RNA from Monodelphis domestica (gray short-tailed opossum), 4414 nucleotides. It is a transcript of the gene PCYOX1, whose product is annotated as prenylcysteine oxidase 1. Gene Ontology annotation, molecular function: prenylcysteine oxidase activity. The record is from RefSeq and is a predicted model, not a curated record. Gene Ontology annotation, biological process: prenylated protein catabolic process; prenylcysteine catabolic process. NCBI's taxonomy places the organism in Eukaryota, Metazoa, Chordata, Mammalia, Didelphimorphia, Didelphidae.
UGGGGCGUUCAGGCUCCGCCUCCCUCUGGUCACCUGGUUAUAUCCCCGGCACUAGUGCGAGAGCGAGCGAGUGAGGCCAUGGAAGGCGAGGCUAUACCGCGCGCGCGCCGGGGCAACCCUGCGCUCCUGCUGCGUCUGGCUACCUCUCGGGGCCUCCCAGGGCCUCCUCGGCUACAGCUGCUGCUGCUGCCGCCGCUGCUGCUGCUGCUCCUCUGCGGCCCGGUCUGGGGUGAACUGCGCGCCCCGCCGGAAAAGAUUGCUAUUAUUGGAGCAGGAAUUGGUGGCACAUCGGCGUCCUACUACCUUCGGCAGAAAUUUGGGAAAGAUGUGAUGAUUGAUGUGUUUGAGAGAGGAAAGGUUGGAGGCCGACUGGCAACUCUAAAGGUAGAGGGGCAUGAGUAUGAAUCUGGGGGUUCUGUCAUACAUCCCCUAAAUCUGCAUAUGAAGCGCUUUGUCAAGGAAUUGGAUCUCUCUGCUGUUCAGGGUACUGGUGGCCUCUUGGGUAUUUAUAAUGGAGAGACUCUUGUGUUUGAAGAAAGCAACUGGUUCGUCAUUAACAUGCUUAAGCUUCUCUGGCACUAUGGAUUUCAGUUCCUCCGGAUGCAUAUGUGGGUAGAAGAUAUCUUAGACAAAUUUAUGAGGAUUUACCGCUAUCAGUCCCAUGACUACUGUUUUAGUAGUGUUGAAGGCUUGCUGCAUGCCUUGGGAGGGAACGAAUUCUCUGGAAUGCUCAACCGGACCAUUCUUGAGGCUCUGCAGAAAGCUGGAUUCUCAGAGAAAUUCCUUAAUGAAAUUAUUACUGCUGCCAUGAGGGUCAAUUAUGGCCAGAGCACAGGCGUCAAUAGUUUUGUAGGUGCAGUAUCCUUGGCAUGUGCAGAUUCUGGGCAGUGGGCUGUAGAAGGUGGAAAUAAACGUGUUUGUGAAGGGCUCCUUCAGUCUUCCAAAGCUCGGUUAAUCCCUGGCUCAGUUAUUCAGAUAGAGGAGAAAGCAAGGACCAAACAGAUAGGAGGAUCUAUGAAAAAUUAUGAAGUUACCUAUAAAACAGAGUCAGGAAUAAACAAAGACCUCUACGACAUUGUCAUCGUGGCUGCUCCCCUUAACCGCAAAAUGUCCAAUAUCACUUUCCUAAAGUUUGAUCCACCCAUCCCAGAAUUUCAUCAGUACUACCAGCACUUGGUGACUACUUUCGUUCAUGGGCGACUGAAUGCAUCUUACUUUGGCUACAAGGCAACUGAUAGCAUGUAUCUUACUGAUAUCUUAACUACCAAUAACCCAAAUUUGUUUAUUAACAGCAUCUCAGUGGUGUCUCCUGUAAAAGAAGACGCCAGUCUUCAAUCUAAGCCAGUGACUGAUUUCGCUGUUUGGAAAAUCUUUUCCCAAGAAUUUCUUUCCAAGGAGCAACUUAAUUUGCUAUUUGUAUCUCACGAUUCUGUACAGGAAAAGGAGUGGUUUGCAUACCCUUACUAUGAGCCUCCAGAGAAGUGCCCUCCCAUCAUACUCCAUGAUCACAUGUACUAUCUCAAUAGCAUAGAGUGGGCAGCAAGUGCUAUGGAAAUGAGUGCCAUCUCAGCCCAUAAUGCAGCACUUCUUGCCUAUCACCGUUGGAAUGGGAACACAGAGAUGAUUGACCAAGAAGGACUGUAUGAGAAACUCAAAACAGAACUUUGAAGUGUCACCAUCACCCUUUUCUUCCUCCUUCCCAAACUCCCAAAUGAUCCCAAGACGAUAAGAAGGGUUGAGUCCCUGUGAGCCAGGGUUGUUGGUAUAGGAUUAGACAUAGUUGAUUUUGUCAUUAUCCUUACUUGAACACUUACUUGAGUAAUUGGUGGUGGGUUUGAAGGAGACAGAGGGUUCAGCCAAGGAUGAAUAAAUAAUCAUUGCCCUUAAUUCUGUCUUUAAAACUACUAUGUAAAUCUUGAGGAUGUUUUUCAGACUAGGCUGAAGUAAGGAGUAUGAUAUUCCAAUUGUGAUUAGUUGUCAAUUAAUUUGGAAUUUUUCCAACUUUGAAGAAGUCUUUGCUGGUUUUAUGGAAGUUGUUGUAAAGGAGUUAGAGACAAAGAGUUUUAAUUGUGUGAUCUUGGACAUGAAGCCCUUUGAAUUUCAUUUUCCUUAUCUGGGAAAUAUGGGAACUGGAUGGGAUAAGAUGAUAUCUAAGGUCUUUCCUUUCUAGCUCUGAAUCUUAUAACCUCGUAUCUGAAAGAUAUCAAUAAUGGGAUAAACUAAUUUCCUUUUCCAAUUCUAUGUCUAUCCCUCUUCAUUGUAAAUGUGUCAUUGCCAAAUACCCUUUGAAGGCCAAAUUCUCAAUUCUGUCGCUCCUUUGUGCUUUUUCUUUUAAAGGAUAUGGCUCAGGUACUUUUAAAUAUUUUAUCAUUUAAGAUACCAAGGCACAAAUCACUAGAGUUCAAUCUUGAAGGAAAACCAAAAGCAAAUGGGGAUUUUUGUUAUUUGGGGAAUCAGGAAACCUUUCUAUUCUCAAAUCCACCUCUAAAGUUUGACUUAACAACUAUUUCCCUGUAGUGUUAUUAUUCAGUAACUAUUCCUUUAAAGGUACUCCAGAAGUGUUGGCUUUUGAACUGUUGGUUUUGCCUUUUUAUUUUUUAAGUAGGUAGCUAAAUGGGCAUUUUAAAAAGGUCUGCCCCAAAGGAUACUGUUGGAAAAUCUAAUUUCCUAUAGCUAAUGCAAUGGAAACAGCCUUUCAUGUCAGAAUCAGAGUGGAUUGCAGCAUGACAUAGCAGAUAGAAUGCUGGACUUGAAAUAACCUACAUUUGAACGUUGUCUCAGAUACUUAUUAGCUGUGUCAACCCCAUGGAAGCUAUGUAAAAUCUCUAGGCCUCAGUUUUAGAGAUGGUGGGGUUAGACUCCAUACCUCAAAAUCCCUUCAGCUCUUUAAUUUAUAAUGAAGACGUGUUCUUAUGUAGCUCUGGGAUAACCCAGCGGGGUUGCCACAGCCUUCAGAGCUCUGACCACUGUGGGCAAAUAGAUCAAAAUUAGCUAAUGUAUGACAAAAUAUGCAGAGGACAGUGUGCACCUGGGAGAGGGGAGAAGGGGAGAGAGCACAAAUAGCUUAAGUAUUCAUGUAAAAUGCUGUUAUAAUCAACUUCAAAAAUAGUAAAGAAACAAAUGAAAAAAAUACAUAUCAAGAUUCACGUGAAAGAUAUUCCACACUCUCUCCAGCUUCUCUUUAACUUUAGGGCUUUGGGGAUGGGAUAGAGAACAUUGGGAUACUUGAUGUAAUGAAGUUUAAGAGAAGUGCCACUCAACUUCCAGAGAGAGAAAUCCUAAAACUCAACUAGAGCAAAUCCCCACUUUACCUCCCUUCUGAGUGGAAGAUCAAGUGCUUAUUUAGUUAUCUGAAUGAUAUCUAGCAAAAACCUAGUGUGUGUAUAAAAAAGCAAAUCCAGAUCACUUCUUUAUGACAUUAUGGAAUUUUUAUCAGCAAAUCACUGAGUCCUCCAAAGGGUUACAGAAAUCAAUCCUCCCCACAGAAGUCAGUUGUCUUAAUAAAAUUUUGCCUUUCACGGAUAUGUAUUCUGAGCAGUAAUUAGUGGCUACCAAUAUUUAAUACUUUUUGCAAGCCCUAGGGAUAGGUUGAUAUCCUUUCAUGGCAAAAAUUGAGCUUAUGUGGAAUGUGGCAUUAAAGGGUGCUGUAUCUGCUUUUAUAAUUCAUAGGCUGGUUUUAAGAAACUAGUUUCUCCUUUUGUGGGUUGUUCCAGAUGAUGGAUCUAGAGCAUGCCACACCAUGUGUAUAUGGUGGAGAUGAACACUGUAAUGUAACAAGAUUUGAUUAAGAUCAUGUUUAUCAUUUACACUGCUAUUAACUCCUUUUUCUUUGAGUCAGGAAACCAAAUGUAAACUUGUAUAUUCAGGUCAAGUAGUAUUUGCUCUUACUAUUAAUAGUUAUGCCAGGGAAGCCAGGUAUGCAGUAGGUAGUUCUAGCUCAUGUUUUUAGAGGGCUUUAUGAAAAGGUUUAUGGAUUGAUAGCAAAAUAAUGAUUCUGGAUUAACAGGUUUGUGGGGGGGAUGUUUUUUAAUGCUAUCUUUUACUCUGGAUUAUGAUGGGGGUGGAGGUGGGAAGAGGUCAUUUGUGGGGAAACUGUCACCACAGAUAUUUUAUUCUAUUUGACUAUCACGCUUUUUACUACACUGUUAAAAAGACAUAAAUCUAGGCUGUUUUUUCCCCCCCCAUAAUUCUAACUCAGGGGCCUAAAUAUCACAACUGAUAUAUGAAUCCUAGGCUGAGCUUUUAGAGGAAAAAAUACUGUUUGCUGCCUCCUCCCCCCAAUCUACCCCAAAACUCAUCUCUAUAAAUGAUUUCCUGUAGAGUUCUCUUUUCAACUAAUUAAAGCCUAGCUAAGGAUCCCCCUUUAUUUUUUUUCUUGCUCACAGUGAACUGAAAAUAAACAAAUAUGCCACUC